This is a messenger RNA of Hyaena hyaena (striped hyena), 1338 nucleotides long. Its product is annotated as aflatoxin B1 aldehyde reductase member 4-like. The record is from RefSeq and is a predicted model, not a curated record. NCBI's taxonomy places the organism in Eukaryota, Metazoa, Chordata, Mammalia, Carnivora, Hyaenidae. The transcript is spliced from 8 exons.
AUGGUCCUGAGUGGUCAAGCCAAGAAGAUGAGCCUUUCGAUUGACCAGGAGACCUUCAGUCCCAACGCCGCCCGGCCUGCGCCUGCGCCGACUCCCGCUGCCCGCCGACGGCAGCUUUCCACGCCCGGGGCGCCAGAGUGGCCCACCGACGCCAGGUCCCGGACGCUGUCGCCACUUCGAGCCGCCUCAGGAGCCCCGGCCCGGCCCGCCACAGGGCUGGACACAUUGGAGAAGGGGCGCCGCAUGGACGCACCGGCUUGCUCUGCGGCCGUGCGCGCCUUCCUGGAGCGCGGCCACACGGAGCUGGACACGGCCUUCAUGUACAGCGACGGCCAGUCCGAGGGCAUCCUGGGCGGCCUGGGCCUCGGGCUGGGCGACGGCGACUGCAGAGGUAACUUCUACCUCGCCUGCACCUGCGGCGCCAGGCCGCCCCCAGCCGUGCCCUGUGCGGGCCUGAUCUGCCAGAACCCUGCCCAUACUGUUCUGGCAUUCCCUGGCACAGCCCCGGAUCAGUCCUCAGAACGGGGCAGGUUUGUGGAGCUUGGCCUCUCCAACUAUGCCUCCUGGGCGGUGGCCGAGAUCUGUGCCCUCUGCAAGAGCAACGGCUGGAUCCUGCCCACCGUGUACCAGGGCAUGUACAAUGCCACCACCCGGCAGGGGGAAACGGAGCUCCUCCCCUGCCUCAGGCACUUUGGAUUGAGGUUCUACGCCUACAACCCUCUGGCUGUCUUCCCGCUGACCGGCAAGUACAAGAAGACAAGAAUGGGAAACAGAUGCUUCUUUGGGAAUAACUGGGCUGAGAUCUACAGGAACUGCUGCUGGAAGGAGCACCUCUUUGAGGCCAUUGCCCUCAUGGAGAAAGCGGUGCAGGCCACGUAGAGCAGCAGAGCCCCCAGCAUGACCUGGGCUGCCCUCCGGGGGACGUGCCACCACCCCCAGCUUGCGGGUGCCCACAGGGACACGGUCAUCCUGGGCAUGUCCAGCCUGGAGCAGCUGGCACAGAACUUGGCGGCGACUAAGGAAGGGCCCCUGGAGCGCACCGUUGUGCAGGCUGGCACCUGGUUGCCCGCCAACGUCCCGACGACCUCCGCUAGGGCCAGUCCUGGCUUGAGGUGGCAGAGGGCCCCUCCUUCACGCUCAGCCUGGGCCUCACACGGCUGUAGCGAGCCUGUUUCUCCCCGCCAGUGCCAGCGCACAAGCUGGUUAUUUCCUCUACUCCCGCCAUGCUCCCGGCUGCCCUCACGCGAAAGGGCUGGGGCUGCGGUCCACUCGGCCAUUUCCUGCCGGGACAAAGCGGGCACUAGACCUGGCUGCCCAGCCCAGGAGCGAGCCUGGUGA